AUGUUAUUAUAAAUUUUAUUAUUGUGCUUAAUAAAUUGUUAAUAUGAGCCCGUUUUAAUAGCUAGGUUUGGAAGGAGUAAAAAUAAAUUAGAAAAGACUCCAGCACCUUAAUUUGAAUGUGUAGAUGAGAUUGAUGAAGAGGAUGAGUAACCAAAAGAGUAUUAAAUAAAAGUUGGAAGUCUUUUUUAAUUGAAUGAUGGAAGUUGGUUUUUAAAAUCUAAGGAUCCCACAAGUGGAUUAACAAACUUAUUAAAUUUGAAUGAUAUAACUCGAGUGAAAUAUGUUCCUAAAGAAGAUGAAGAAGAAAAGAAGAAGAUUGAAGAAAAACCUGAAUAAGUAUUAAAAGAAUUUGAAUGGACUCCUUUGAUAGCUUAUGAGAGUUUUCCAAGAAAUAGAGGAGGACAUUCAAUGCAUGCAAUAGGAGAUAUAAUAGUUGUAUUUGGUGGAUGUUUUUUGGAUAUAAAAUGCUUUGAUGAUUUAUUUCUAUUUGAUGCAAGAACAAAAGUAUGGACAUCUCCAAGAGUAUUUGGUAUUCCACCAGUAGGAAGAACAGGAUUUGGUGCAUUAGUAAAUGGUGCAAAAUUAUAUAUAUUUGGUGGAUAUACAUUAUAAGGUUUAACAAAUGAUUUAUUUGUAUUUGAUUUAGAGAGUAAAAGUUGGAAUUAAUUAUUUUGGUAAGGAAUAGGUCCAAGUCCUAGAGCAGGACAUAAGAUGGUUUUAACAGCAAUAGGAGGUUUAGUAUUUGGUGGAUUUGUAGGUGAUAAAUAUUCAAAUGAAAUAUAUAUAUUAGAUAUAGUAAAUGAAAAAUGGUUAAAGCCAGUAGUAAGUGGUGAAAUUCCAAUAGGAAGAGAUGGUUUCUCUAUGAUUUCUCAUCAUGGUGUUGCAUAUAUAUUUGGAGGAUAUGCUACUGGUGUUGUUUUGAAUGAUAUGUAUACUAUUAAUGAAGAUUUAACAUGGGAAAAAAAAGAACCAGCUGGUAAAGUACCAUCUCCAAGAUAAGGAGCAGCUUUUGCUGAAUAUGAUCAUAGAAUCUUUGUUGCAGGAGGAUGUAAUCCAAAAACUAAUGAAUGCUAUAAUGAUUUAUAUGCUUUAGAUACUACUACUAAUCAUUUUAGUACUGUUAAUGCUUUUAAAAAAAAGAAUCUUAAAUAAUUGGAAUUUGCUGGAAUGGUUUUUGCUGGACCUUUAUUAAUUCAUUUUGGAGGUUGUAAAUUAGAUAAAACUUGUAGUGAUUCAUUAACUGCAGUCUUAUUAAAUUCUAAUGAAUAAUGUCCUCCUUGUAGAAAUGGAGGAGUAUGUAGAGUUGGUCAUUGUAAUUGUUAAUAAGGAUGGUAGGGUAUUGAUUGUACAUCAAAAGUACUUUGUAAAUAAAACUGUUUAGGAUAAGGUACUUGUUUAAGUAAUGGAUAUUGUAGAUGUUAUCCUGGAUUCACUGGUACAGUAUGUUAAUUAUAAAUACCAUGCCCUAGUAAUUGUACUGAUGCAGAACAUGGAGAAUGUUAAUUGGAUGGAAAAUGUAAAUGUAAAGAAGGAUUUAGUGGAUAAACAUGUGGUGAAGAACCUAAGGAAGAAUAAAAAAAAGAAGAAGAAAUAUGUAAAAAUAAUUGUAAUCGUCAUGGAAAAUGUAAUUAUUAUACUGGUUUAUGUGAAUGUGAUUAUGGCUUUACUGGACCUGAUUGUUCAACUGUUUCAUCUUCAGAUGACUAUAAAUCUAUUUGGGAAUUACUUAAAGAUGAUGAUAAUGAACCUGAAACUGGAACUACUAAUGUUAAUAUGUAAGAUUUUAUUUCUACUGGAUAUAAACUAUCUAAAUAACAAAAUUUAUAUAUUCCAUCAUAAGAUGAAGGAGAAGAAAGUAUUUUUGAUGAAAAUCUCGAAUCAGACGAUAUUAUUUUUAAAUAGAGAAAAACUUAAUCUUAAUCUUAAUCUUAAAGUCUUUCGAAUAAUGAUUAAAAUUUUACCAAUUAUUAAUUAACUAUGGUACCUCCAAAAGCAUAAUAAGAUGAAGAUCCUUAUUAGUUAAUGUUGUUGAGUGAAUGUCCAAAGAGAUGUUCAGAACAUGGUGUUUGUAUAGAGCAUGAAUGUUAUUGUUGGUUUGGAUAUACUGGAGAAUAUUGUUAAGCAUCAAAAAUAGCAGAUUUUUAUUUAGGAUGGAGAAAGAAGAAGGUGAUGUAUGCUUGUUUAAUAAGUUUUUUUGUAGGAAUAUUGAUAGGUUAUGUAAUAGUUUUAUUGAUGAGAAAGAGAGGAAAUGACGAUGAAUUUCGAAAUAUGUCAGAAGUACCAAGUUAGAAAAUAGAUGAUAAUGAAGGAGAAGUGGAAGAAUUGAUCGUGUGA
Messenger RNA from Paramecium sonneborni, 2334 nucleotides. The record is from the annotation of a GenBank genome assembly. NCBI's taxonomy places the organism in Eukaryota, Ciliophora, Oligohymenophorea, Peniculida, Parameciidae.